GAACAUCGUCUUAACGAAUUGAGAACGGGUAUCGAGUCUGAGAGUACACGGUAGCAGCUGAGAAUCGAGACCUCGAGAAAGCCAACGCCCUACAUAAGACUCGAAGUUGACAUCUCGAAGUCAUGGUCUACAAGUUGCAGCGUCAGAUGCAGCCAGUAAGUCAUUCAUCCAUCGACGCAUCGAAAGAUCAAUCGUGAUCCUUCGAUCAGGAGCCUGCAAGCUGCGCGUGUCGUGAUGGCCAUCGGGCCCUUGACAAUGACUCUCGCUCGCUGUCUCCAAUUUUGCACCACAGAAUCUGCAAACCACGAUCGACGCUUUCUAGUCUCGUGAUCUAGCGGAUGGUUUUGACAGAGCGACGAUUCAAUAUAUAAACAUCGAUACGGCCGUGGACUGUCUGCCAGCCAGCCAGCCAGCCAGCCUGCCAGCCUGCGGCGCUUUGGAGAGAAUCCUCCUGAAAGCGAUCGUGCCGAAGGUGAGUCGAAUUACAUGCCAAGGGGAGUCUCAUGCCGAGCCCACACUUGAUCCUUUAGCUUACCGUCGGAGGAUCUUCGGUCGGAAGACAUUAUCACGUGUAAAUAGAUUCUACAUCACGCACCACGCGCAGGUAUUAUAAGAAUGGUUAAGCUCAUGCCGGAAUCUCGGAUCGGAUAGAGAACGGGAUCCCCGCAUGCGCCUAAUUCUUCAGACAACUGUAAUGAUCAGGCAGCCAAGUGCGUUCCUGUGUAUUCGAUGUCCGAAGGCUUGAUGCAAAAAUAUCCAAAUGUUGAAGCGGCACUGAUUCCUGUCCGACAUCAGACACUGCACGCAGUGGCCUCUGCUCUUCUUCUGAGUACACAACCCAGCACCUCAAAUUCCGAGGGCAUUUACAAAUUGUGCGUGCUCACUGACCUCUUGGAAGUUGUCAGCUCGAGCAGAUUCAGCACGAAGGCCCGAGGCAGUUCGUGCGAUUUGUCAUGGACGAACUUAUCUCUCGGGGUGGCACGGGAGCGCAGCUGGCAACAAAGUUCGCGCAGGGACUCGGGAGCUGAUUGCACUUGCGCAGAUUCCAGGACGAACUCCCACGGGAAAAGUCCAAAGGUUGUGGAACUCGAUCGAUCAGAAGUGCCUCCAGUGAUGAGUGGGUUGGGUUGAUCAUGAAUGCAGUGAUGCAGGUGCUCGAUAGUAUGUAGUGCUUGCACAUUCCCAUUGUCGCACGAUGUUGGGUUCCUUUGUAGGCCUCAGCACUAGCAGCCUUGCAACAACCACUUGCCCAUCUGUCUCCGCAAAUCAACCGAUUAGAAUCAGAAUCACGCCCGGAAGCUGGCCCCUGCAGCAUGUGAGCCUGCAUCCAUUGUCGUUCAGGACCGAGAUCAGAGUUGUCUCUUCCGCAGUUCCUCCAUCUCAAAAUAUCUGGAAGCUUUGCACGAGCUAUCACGGUUCGGGAGGCUGUCAGAAUCGAAGGAGAGCUCUCGCCGGCGGCAGAUGCAGGGCCAUCGAGACGGAGCAGGGAAUGAUAGUGGAGACUCUGAAGUCUGUGUCGGAAAAAGACGUGAAGAUCGUGACGAUGGCAAUCAUCACGGUUCUGUUUUCCAUCAGCAACAGGAUUUUGUACAAGAUGGCUCUGGUGUCCAUGAGGGAGUACCCGUUCCUGCUGGCGCAAUUGACGACUCUCGCAUGCUCCAUAGCUUACUCCACCAUCCUCUUCUUCCGGAUACGAGCCGGAAUCGUGACCAAGGAGAUGCUCCAUAUCCCCAAGGCCCAGUUCGUGGCGGUGGGCGCACUCGAAGCUCUGGGAUUCUCCACGGGCAUGGCUGCAGGAGCGGUGCUCCCUGGAGCUCUGCCCCUGGUCUUCUACCAGAUGCUCCUGGUCUGGCAGCUGCUUCUGUCCGCUUCCAUUCUCGGCCGGCGUUACAGUAAGAGCAAAAUCGGCGGAUGCUUCCUCGUGGUGCUUGGGGUCGUCAUCAUUGCCCUCGCGUCCAGUGCACCGAUGGUGGCAGCUGCCGAAGGUGGCCACUGGUUGUUGUGGCCGUCGGUCAUGAUGCUCUCGGCAUUCUUCGCAGCAGCUGCUUCGAUCCUCAAGGAGCAUGCCUUCGCCAGAUCCGGAUCCAAAUCUGGCCACGGAUCGGUCGACAUCUUCGUGGUGAAUUCCUUCAGCUCGGGGUUUCAGACUCUGUUCCUGCUCAUCAUGCUUCCUCUGCUGUCGCAGCCCUCGAGGGGCAUGAUUUCCUUUCCGACUUACGUGAGGGCCGGGGCCACUUGCUUCUUCAAUGCCGGAGCAUCGGGGCGAGCUUUCUCUCCGUGCGUGGGAGCUCCCAUGGUGCCCCUCGUGUACGUGCUCGGGAACAUGGGCUUCAACAUCGCCGCUCUGUCGUUGCUCAAAGCCUCGUCUGCUGUCGUCGCGUCGCUCACCACCACUUUGGCCGUGCCUCUGGCCAUCUUCGCUUUCACCAUGCCCCUCCCGCUCCUCGGCUCCCCUCCUCCCCUCUCGCCCGGCCUCCUGUCCCUGGGCUCGUCCAUUUUAGUCCUCGGGCUGGCCACUUACAAUCUGUCGACAAUUGUCACUCCUGCUCCGAUCGACCAGCAAGAGCCUCGAGCCAAAUUGUAGCUCGUACACCUUUCGUCAUCAUCAUCACAGAAGAUGAAGAGAAAAUUGACAAGCUCGGCGGUGACUUAACUUUCAUGAUGCUUAAGUGUAUGAUAUGGUGCUGAGACAGACCUCCAAUUGAGGUCUGCUCUGCUGUGCUCCCCAUGCAUCCAUCCAAUUUAUAGCUGUCAGCUCACGAGGACG
Messenger RNA from Marchantia polymorpha subsp. ruderalis, 2767 nucleotides. The record is from the annotation of a GenBank genome assembly. NCBI's taxonomy places the organism in Eukaryota, Viridiplantae, Streptophyta, Marchantiopsida, Marchantiales, Marchantiaceae.